ACCAAGCAGCUGACUGACUCCACCUUCACCUCCAGCCGUCACACACCGUCCAGCUGGCUGCUGCUGACCCUCACCGGACACCGCUGCCUUCACACCGAGCCAUGGACCCGCGGUGCCGCUUUCUAAUGGUGUAGCAGAGGCGACCCACUGGAUUAUGGAGCCAGAGGUGAUACGCAUGUACUCGUCCUCGCCGCCGCCGAUGGAGGACGGUGCGGAGGAAGAGGACGAUGAGUUUGGGGAUUUUGGUACCUUCUCUGGCGUUCCAAACAGCAUCAGUUUCUCUGAGUUUGAUACCCCGACCAGCUUCGACCAGAGCCAAGCGUUGACGGCCACCUCACCGCCUGAGGUCCAGGGCAGCAAAGGGGUGGUGACCAUUGAGCUGUCCAAGGCCAACGGCAUCGGCCCCAUCGGUCCCUCAGAAAGGACUGAGACGAGAAAAACCUCGUCCUCCUCACUGGACUUUUCUGUGAGUGAGCCUGCUGAUUGCAAUGGUGAGGACACAGAGGUCCUGACUAACGGAUUUGUGACCUUUGACCUUCAGGGAAGCCCCUCUGCUCAGAGAUCUGUCCACUCUCAUACUAAGAGACCGUCCACAGAGGACACAGACGGCAGUCUGGAGGACGGGUUUGCAGACUUUGCUUCUUUUUCCAACUCUGCAGAGACAGAGGAGCACACGGACAGUUCGCCGGGGCCCGCCGUCCCCACAGGGGACAGCAACGGGGACCAGGGAGCGUCCUCAGAGGGAACUGUCAGGGACACACACAGAGACGAGGCCCCGGCUGGCUCCUGUAACACAGACCGGGGCCCGGACACGGACUCUCUACAAACGGACCAAGACGUCGCUCCUGAGCCCUCAGAUACCGUUUGCACUAACGACCGUCUCUCCUUGGACGGGACGGAAGCCGACGAGGACGAGUCCAAAGACCUGUCAUCUGACACGGCUGCAGAUGUCGAGGCGGGGCAGUCGGACGAGAAGAGCUCGGAGACGGAGACGUCGUUUGGACGCCUGCUGUCCACAGACGCCCUGGAGGAGUACGGCGAUGUCAGCACCACCGGCUCGGUGCCGUCCCCACCGCUCCAGGGGGACACGGCCACCCCCGCUGAGGAAGAGGAAGACUUUGGCGACUUUGGCGAUGCCGGGUCGUUCAGCGGUCCGGGCUUCGCAGACUUUGAGCACGUGGAGAUCCAGAAGGAACAGAACACAUCGCAGGGUUCUGAUUCUGCGGCGGAAUGCGCAAACAUGGAGCAGGAGGACGACUUCGGAGACUUCAACUCUCCUGAAUGCGUUACCUGCGGAAACGAGGGGGAACAUGGGGAGGAGUUCACAGAGUUUCCCACCAGCGAGAGUUUUGGGAAUUUCAGCUCCGCCAAAGACGGCGAGGAGGAUUCUGGUUGGAGCGCCUUCGGAGAACAGCAGAACCAGAACCAGGAGCAAGAGUCCUGGGCUGCCUUCAGCACCGCGCCGAGCGUCACCACCGAGGUCGGCACAGAGGAAGAGUGGGAUGAAGGUCCAACGCCUGCAGUUAGUGAGGAGACGGGCAGACCAGAAACACAGCCGGUGGCGCUGUCCAGCCGUCUGCAGGGUUUGUUUCUCAGCAGCUUCCCGAGCUCCACCCAGAGCCACCAAGUGGAGGACCAGGUAGCGACCCUGAAGGUCCUGCUGGAGCCCGGAAAGGUCCAACCGGAUCCUGAUGGCGAGGAGGAGAGUUUGAGAAGCAGCUGGUCGACGCACGGCGACGUCUGGACGCAGCUUCGGGACGUCCACGAGGCUCUGGGGCUUCGGUACCAGUGGGGGGGCUCGCACUGUAACAAAGUCCUGCUCUGCUGCCUCGGCAUCGACACCAGAAACAUCUUGUUCACGGGACAGCGGAAGCAGCCGGUCAUCGUGCCGAUGUACGCAGCCGGCCUGGGGAUGCUGGAACCGACCAAAGAGCCGGCGAAGCCCGUUUCUGCCGCAGAGAUGAUCGCCUCCAUCGCUCAGACGCCCCCUGCAGCCGCAGAGAAAAGCUCCUGCCCGUCUGACCCGGUGCAGCAGGAGGCGCUUCCUCCCAUCCAGUUUGACUGGAGCAGCAGUGGCCUUACCAACCCGUUGGAUGCCAGCGGAGGCUCGGCUCUGUUAAACCUGGACUUCUUUGGCCCGGUGGAGGAUUCAGGCUCCAGCAGCUCAGCCUCCAUCCCAGGUGUGGACCCGGAACUGUUUGAGCUCACCACUACCAAGCUGGACUCGAGUGGCGCCGGGAGCCGCGUGGCCGACGCCUUCGCCCGCCUCAUGUCCACCAUGGAGAAAACCAGCACGUCCACCAGGAAGCCGAGGAAAGACGAGAACCUGAGCGAGGAGGCGUCCAAGGUGAUCGCCGCGCUGCCAGACCUCUCCUUCAUGCAGGCCAAGGUUCUGAUGUUCCCCACCACACUGACGCCACUCUGCUCACAGGCCACGCCCGACUGAAGCCCCGCCCAUCGCACUAACAGACCCCGCCCAUUAACCUGCAUAAUUCCUCUUUUUUUGUUCAUUAUUUAGUUUUUCUGAAUAAAGUUCACCGUUUCUGUUUUGGGGGAGGGGUGUGUACAUAAUCAGGGAUUUAAUGUUUUAUUUGAGUGAUUCUGCUUUUAUUUUGGCGGUAGUGUGAAGGAAACACUGGCUGGAGCUCUUAAACUGAAGUGGGACUCAUAGAGGUCUACAAAGUAUGAAAACAUUUAUAUAAACAUAAGAGUCUUUAUAAAUCUAUUUAUGGACUUGAAACCACACUGCCUGCAGAAUCCAGCUGAAUGUUCGUCCCUCGUUCUGUUCGGAGGCCUUAGUUUCUCCCUUCCGGGGUUUUCUGUGUCCUGCAGCUUCGUUCCCGCCUCGUGAAGCUGCUCUCCAUCCACCUGUGUGAAUAUGUCCUUCCUGUUAGUCUUGUUUGGUUGAAUCUGGGAGCAGUGAAGGAAUUAAGGGACCAACCUGUCUGUGUCUGUUGCUGUUUUUCUUUGUUUGUUUUUUUUUUUUUUCGUUCAUUCUAAUGUCGCCGUCUCCCAGGAGGAUUUUUGCACAUUGUAAAGAUGAAAUGGAUGUAAUCAUAGCUCACUGUGGCUUUAGACUGUGUACAGUUAAACUAUGGACUAAAUGUUCCAGGAGGUUCCUAUGGAAAACGGCUGAAUCGCAGCCAGAGGCUGUGAGGAGGUCGCCGUGCAUGCCCGGCUUCUUUUCAGACUGGAAAUCUGUAAAUUUUAGUGUACACAAGAAAUUAAAAUAAUUUAA
Cyprinodon variegatus (sheepshead minnow) is the source of this 3238-nucleotide messenger RNA. It is a transcript of the gene aftpha, whose product is annotated as aftiphilin. Lineage: Eukaryota; Metazoa; Chordata; Actinopteri; Cyprinodontiformes; Cyprinodontidae. The transcript has 10 exons. Gene Ontology annotation, cellular component: AP-1 adaptor complex; trans-Golgi network membrane. Gene Ontology annotation, molecular function: clathrin binding. The record is from RefSeq and is a predicted model, not a curated record. Bases 155 to 2446 code for a protein of 763 amino acids. Gene Ontology annotation, biological process: intracellular transport.